AGCCAUUGACUUGGUUUUGUGAGAAUCUUUGUGAGAGAGAGAGAGAGAGCUGAAGGCUGCUGUCAUUCCCUCCCUCUCACAUGACACAAAAUAUUAAAACAAACACAAAAUAUUAAAACAAACACCUAAUUUUUUGACUCUAAUUCCCUUCAUUCACACACUCAGGCUUCAGAUUUGCUUUAGAGGGAAAGAGAGAGAAGCUUCACUCAAAGGGACUAAAGAAAAAGCGCCUUCCUUUACAGUAAUUUGGGGCCCAAAAUGCUAGGGUUUUGAAGGAUCAGAUUUUAGCUUCCUCAUGUGCUGGACAUGGAAUUCAAGAAGGAAAAGCUUGUCAGGUUUCAGUCAGAUGGAAAACACCAUAAAAAAUCUUUAUGGGGAAGACCUGAGCCAGUGCGGCUUGAAAAAUCAUCAUCUACAUAUAAGGUUUCAUCGUCUUCAUUACUGAAACCUGAUAAUGGACUGUUUGGGGACAGAAGUAAAUUUGCUGAAACUCUCCGAAUUGGGAGGUCUAAAGUGUUUCCAGAGGAUCAUGAGCCUUGGCGCAAGAGAAUUCUUGACCCAGGUAGUGAGAUUGUGUUGCAAUGGAACUGGGUUUUCAUUGUCUCAUGCUUGGUGGCGCUUUUUAUUGAUCCGUUAUAUUUUUACUUGCCUAUGGUGAGUGUGAAUGAUAACUCAUGGUGUAUGAAGACAGACAUGAAUUUGCGAAUUAUUGUCACUUGUCUUAGGACUGUCGCGGAUUUUUUUUAUUUGUUGCAUAUGAUUAUAAAGUUCAGAACUGCUUAUGUUGCACCAAGCUCUCGAGUAUUUGGGAGAGGUGAGCUUGUCAUGGAUCCAAAGAAGAUUGCUUGGAGGUAUAUUAGAUCUGAUUUCUUCAUUGAUCUAGUUGCCACAUUGCCUCUCCCUCAGAUGGUCAUAUGGUUUAUUAUACCUGCAACGAGAAGCUCGAGAACUGAUCAUAACAACAAUGCCCUUGCAUUAAUUGUCCUACUCCAAUAUAUUCCCAGAUUAUAUUUGAUGUUUCCAUUAAGUUCUCAAAUAAUUAAAGCAACUGGAGUGGUCACAAAGACUGCCUGGGCAGGAGCUGCAUAUAAUCUGCUAUUGUACAUGUUGGCUAGUCAUGUUUUAGGGGCAGCUUGGUAUUUACUGUCAAUUGACCGAUAUACCUCAUGCUGGAAAUCCUUUUGUAAAAAGGAAGUUACCCCAAUAAAAUGUGAUUUGCACUAUUUAGAUUGUGGUUCUUUCAACAAGAAUAAUCUGAAGGAAUGGUUCAAUGCCACAAGCGUUUUUGAUAACUGUGCUGCCAAUGAUGAAAGCAAAUUCAAUUAUGGGAUAUUUGAAAAUGCAGUGAAAAAAAGUGUUGUUUCCUCAAACUUCAUUGAAAAGUAUUUCUAUUGUUUAUGGUGGGGCUUACAAAACUUGAGUUCAUAUGGGCAAAAUUUGAUGACAAGCACUUUUAUUGGAGAGACAUCAUUUGCAAUUCUCAUAGCCAUUUUGGGUCUUGUAUUAUUUGCUCACUUGAUUGGGAAUAUGCAGACAUAUCUGCAAUCUAUGACUGUGAGGCUUGAGGAGUGGAGGCUUAAGCAAAGAGACACAGAGGAAUGGAUGAGGCAUCGCCAACUUCCUGAAGAUUUGAGAAGGCGAGUUCGACGUUUUGUUCAAUAUAAGUGGCUUGCAACUCGAGGAGUUGAUGAAGAAUCCAUCCUUCAUAGCUUACCUGCUGAUCUUCGUCGUGACAUCCAACGUCACCUAUGCCUAGAUCUGGUCCGCCGGGUACCAUUCUUUUCCCAGAUGGAUGAUCAGCUGCUCGAUGCAAUAUGCGAGCGUCUAGUUUCCUCUCUAAGCACCGCAGGCACCUACAUUGUUCGUGAGGGUGACCCUGUAACGGAGAUGCUUUUCAUUAUCAGAGGUACACUGGAUAGUUCCACUACCAACGGAGGCAGGACUGGUUUCUUCAACUCAAUCACAUUGAGACCGGGAGAUUUUUGUGGGGAGGAGCUACUUGCAUGGGCAUUGCUCCCAAAAUCCACUGUCAACUUGCCCUCUUCAACUAGAACGGUUAAAGCACUUAAUGAAGUUGAAGCUUUCGCAUUGCGAGCUGAAGAUCUCAAGUUUGUGGCCAACCAGUUUAGGCGCCUCCACAGCAAGAAGCUUCAACAUACCUUCCGGUUUUACUCCCACCAUUGGAGGACAUGGGCAGCGUGCUUCAUACAGGCUGCUUGGCGUCGGUACAAGAAGAGGAUGAUGGCGAGGGACUUAAUGAGGGAAUCAUUUGCUGCCAUGGAUGGGAAAGAGGCUUAUGAGACUGAGCAAGAGGAAGAGGAACAAUUUUCUGGUAGGUCCAAUCCUUCUAUGGCAAAAAUGAAUCUUGGGGUCACGAUUUUGGCUUCAAGGUUUGCUGCAAACACAAGGAGAGGUGUUCAGAAGCUCAAAGAUGAAAUGCCAAAAUUACGAAAACCAGAAGAACCUGAUUUUUCCACUGAGCCUGAUGAUGAGUAGUUGCUUCUUUGUAUUAAAGCUUCUAGGCGUGGCUCGCUAAAGAGCAGAGGCCUUAAGGGUCCAAUAUAAGAAUGUAUUAUUAAAUAUAUGCUACCAUUUUUUUUUUUAAUUUUUUUUUUAUCUUUAAUUCUUAUAUAUAUAUAUUGUAUAAUAUAUAGAGUAGUUUUAAGGUGGUCUUGGUUUUGCUGUGUAUGUUAAGUAUACAUACUAAAAUCGAUGAUUUUAAAAAAAUAUCGAUUUUUAUCGGUUUGUAUCUGUAUCAUAAAAUAUCAUUUUAUA
This is a messenger RNA of Ziziphus jujuba (common jujube), 2775 nucleotides long. Its product is annotated as cyclic nucleotide-gated ion channel 17. The record is from RefSeq and is a predicted model, not a curated record. Gene Ontology annotation, cellular component: membrane. Gene Ontology annotation, molecular function: voltage-gated potassium channel activity; protein binding. NCBI's taxonomy places the organism in Eukaryota, Viridiplantae, Streptophyta, Magnoliopsida, Rosales, Rhamnaceae. Gene Ontology annotation, biological process: transmembrane transport; potassium ion transport. The transcript is spliced from 7 exons. The coding region runs from base 307 to 2496 and encodes 729 amino acids.